Molecule: messenger RNA, 839 nt
Organism: Phytomonas sp. EM1
Lineage: Eukaryota; Euglenozoa; Kinetoplastea; Trypanosomatida; Trypanosomatidae
Source: the annotation of a GenBank genome assembly
GCUUCACACUUCUCAAUUUACUAAACACACUACUCCAGGAAGGAAAAAAGGGGUCCCACCUUUCUACUUAAUUUUUAUAUUGACGUCUUAAUUCAAAAAUCAGUACUAGCUAUGUCCUCACAACAAGGUGUAAAUGUUUUCCAACUGCCGCUGGAGCAACUCGAGGGGGUUAAGCAACAGUUAGACAGCGAUAUUUCCACACUUGGAACAGCAUACGAUGGACUUUUCAACGGCCGUACGCGCUAUCUUGAGAACUGUGAUGCUAUAGAACAAUAUCGACAAGUUUGUGAAGACUUGAAAACGGUUCAGAAUGGUGGAAACGUACCGGUGCCAGAGAAACAGGAUGUGUUGGUGUGCAUGACCUCUUCUCUAUUCGUCAAAGGGACCGUGAUACCCAGUGAUAAGGUCUUGGUAGAUGUCGGGACAGGUUACUUCCUCGAGAAGUCGAUGGAACAUGCUAAAUCUUAUUUUAACUCGCGAGCCGCGCAGAUCAAGGAGAGCAUGGAUUCGAUCGAAAAGACCAUUUUGGUAAAGCAGAAGCAACAAAAUCAGGUGGUGAAUGCUAUGGAACAGAAGGCACGUGCUAUGCAGCAAUAUCAAGAACAACAUCCAAAUGCAUAGACAGAAGGGGAAAAGGGCAAAAAGUGUUAACUCCUCAUAUAUUACAUCUAUGUUCGUGUCGUGUUUGGUUAUUUCAUGCACUAAUCCAUAAGUAAGGUUGGCAAAGGCAAUAAUUUUUUUUAUAUUUAAACACGGAGUGUAUGCAUCUUUUUUGGUUGUAAACAGUAGAAAUAAGAAGAAUUGUGUAGUACUCGGUUUCCAUCUUACGGCCUGGUACU